Messenger RNA from Corylus avellana, 3488 nucleotides. Its product is annotated as receptor like protein 24-like. The record is from RefSeq and is a predicted model, not a curated record. Lineage: Eukaryota; Viridiplantae; Streptophyta; Magnoliopsida; Fagales; Betulaceae. Gene Ontology annotation, molecular function: protein binding.
ACCAUAUAUAUAUAUAUAGAUUUCAUUACCUCUUCAAUUCUUAACUCUACGAGCUAGUGUCUCUUAAUUACUACAGCCUCCCUCCAAAUGAGAAUUUCCUUCUUUUCAUGGCUCUUCUUGGUGCCCAUCUGCUGCACACUUUUCCUCAACUUCUCUACCGUCUUUGCGGUGUCUCACCAAUGUUUGGGCAAUCAGCAGUUGUUGUUGCUCGAAUUGAAGAAUACCCUUAUAUUCAAUUCUACUUUGUCCACAAAACUUGCUAAGUGGAACCAAAGUGUCGAUUGUUGUUCUUGGGAAGGCGUAACCUGCAACGAGGGACGUGUUAUUGGUCUCGACCUGUCCUUUGAAUACAUCUCGGGUGGACUUGGCAAUUCAAGCAGCCUCUUCAGUUUUAAGCACCUCCAAAGCUUGAGUUUGGCUUAUAAUGACUUCAACAAUUCUCAUAUUCCACCACAGUUUGGCAAGUUGGUGAAUUUGAGUUAUUUGAAUCUCGCAUAUGCUGGCUUUGCAGGGCAGAUUCCUCUUGCGAUUUCGCGCUUGACAAGGUUGGUCACUCUUGAUUUAUCUACGACCUAUUAUUACAUCUAUCAACUGAAACUUGAGAAUCCAAAUUUAAAUGUGCUCGUUCAGAAACUUUCGGAGCUUAUUGAACUUUAUCUUGAUGGUGUAUUUAUAUCAGCACAAGGUAAUGAGUGGGGUCAAGCUUUAUCAUCUUCACUUCCAAAUUUGAGAGUGCUGAGCUUGUCAGAGUGCAAUCUUUCAGGCCCUAUUGAUUCCUCCUUACAAAAUCUUCAGUCCCUCUCAAUUAUUGAUUUGUCUGGGAACAAUUUAUCUGCUCCAGUUCCAGAUUUUUUUGCAGAUUUCAAAAAUUUGACAUCCUUGGAUUUCAGUUAUUGUUACCUGAAUGGAAAAUUUCCUGAAAAGAUCUUCCAGGUUCCAACGCUACAAACGCUUGAGUUGUUCGAUAACCCUCGACUUGAAGUUUCUUUCCCUGAAUUUCCUCCAAAUGGAUCUCUUCAAACCAUGGAACUUAGCUAUACAUAUUUUUCUUCGUCAUUUCCACCUUCUAUCGGUAAACUUAAAAUGUUGUCAAGAAUAGAUUUUGUGGGAUGCAAUUUCCACGGAUCAAUUCCAGACUCAAUUUUGAGCCUCACACAAUUAGUCAGUUUGGACUUGUCAGACAACAAUUUCAAUGGAUCAAUUCCAGACUCAAUUGCAAGCCUCACACAAUUGGCCUAUUUGGACUUGUCAUACAACAAUUUCAACGGAUCAAUUCCAGACUCAAUUGCGAGCCUCACACAAUUGGUCAAUUUGCGCUUGUCACGCAACAAUUUCAAAGGAUCAAUUCCAGACUCAAUUGCAAGCCUCACACAAUUGGCCUAUUUGGACUUGUCAUACAACAAUUUCAACGGAUCAAUUCCAGACUCAAUUGCAAGCCUCACACAAUUGGUCUAUUUGGAGUUGUCAUACAACAGUUUCACCGGAUCAAUUCCAGGCUCAAUUGCAAGCCUCACACAAUUGGUCUAUUUGCACUUGUCAGGCAACAAUUUCAACGGAUCAAUUCCAAAUUUUGGGAUGUUCAAGAAUCUGACUUCCUUACGGCUUGAUAAUAAUCAUCUGUCUGGUCAAAUUAACUCCACUCAGUGGGAAGAACUUUUGAAUCUGGAUUUUGUUGACUUGAGCGGCAAUUCAUUGAAUGGGAAUAUUCCAGUUUCUCUACUUUCCCUUCCAUCAUUGCAAGAGUUAGAUCUUUCACACAACCAAUUUUCUGGCUCCUUGGACCUUAGUGUUUUUCAAAAGUUUGAAAGUCAUUUAAUGCUUGAUCUUUCAUACAACAACUUGUUGGUUGAACUUAAUGGUUUUAACAUUUCGUUAACCUCAUUCCGCCAAUUUUACCACUUAGGGUUGGCUUCUUGCAAGUUGAAAGUAUUUCCUGAUUUCUUGAGAAACCAAUCCAGAUUAGACUAUCUAGACCUUUCAAACAACCAGAUCUAUGGAGAGAUACCAGCAAGCAUCAGUCAAUCCCUUGCCAACACUUUCUUCUUGUCUCUUUCAAGUAAUAAAUUAUAUGGGAGCAUCCCUAGAUCAAUAUGCAAAGCUACAAAUCUUCAACUUCUAGAUCUGUCUAAUAAUUCCUUUAGUGGCACAAUUCCCCAAUGCUUGAUUAAGAUGAGCCGUAUACUUGGGGUGCUGAAUCUAAGGACAAACAACCUCAAUGGCACAAUUCCUGAUGCAUUUCCAAAUAAUUGUGGUUUACAUACUUUAUAUCUCAAUAAAAACCAACUAGAAGGGGGGCUACCAAAAUCUUUGGCCAAUUGCAAAUGGUUGGAGGUCUUGGACAUUGGGAACAACCACAUCAAGGGUACCUUCCCAUUUUACUUGAAGAACACAUCCAUGUUGAGGGUUCUUGUUUUGCGAUCUAACAAAUUUUACGGGUCCAUUACUCAUCCAGAGCCUAAUGCCACCUGGCCAAUGCUUCAAAUUAUAGAUGUGGCUUCAAACAAUUUUACUGGUAACCUUCCAAUAACACUUCUUUUGACUUGGAUGGCAAUGAUGAAUCGUUCACAAGAGGCCCAAUCAAGGCUAAGUUACCUUGAAACCCAAGUGGCUGGAAUUUAUUAUCGAGAUAUGAUAACAGUUACUAUCAAAGGUUUAAUGGUGGAGUUGAAGAAUAUCCUAGAAAUCUUCACCACUAUUGACUUUUCUUGCAAUGGUUUUGAUGGUCCAAUACCUAAAGAAAUGGGAGAACUCAAAGUGCUUCAUAUUCUCAACUUGUCGCAUAAUGCUUUCACGGGCCAAAUUCCAUUAUCUUUGGGGAAAUUGACAAAUCUUGAGUCACUAGACCUGUCAAGCAACAAGCUUUCUGGUAAGAUUCCUAUGCAAAUUGCCGAUGGUCUUAUUUUCCUAUCAGUUCUCAACCUUUCCUUUAAUCAGUUGGAGGGAAAAAUUCCAUUCAUCAAGCAAUUUGCCACAUUUUUGGAAACUUCCUUUGAAGGGAAUGAAAGAUUAUGUGGCAUCCCUUUAAAAUCACACUGCACAUAUGAGGAGCCGCAAUUGUCACCUCCAACAUAUGAAGAAAAACAUUGGAAUUCUGGAAUUGUGAUAGAGUGGAAUUACAUAAGUAUUGAAUUGGGAUUUAUUUUUGGCAUUGGAAUUAUCAUUGGGCCGCUUAUGUUUUGGAAGAGGUGGAGGAUAUGGUAUUACAAACAUGUUGACCACAUUCUUUCCAGGAUCUUCCCUCGAUUAUAUCUUGGAAAAGAAUACCAUAAAAAUUGCAGACACAGAAAUCAGAGGCGGAGGCACUAGUCAUAGUUAUGCAGCACAAUACCUCCAGGUUUAUCAUUAUUAAUUCUAGUCGUUUUGGUUUCGGUAUUAAGCAAAAAAAAAAAAAUCCAUGUAAUUCGAUGCAAGUAUUGUCUUAUGGUAUGAUAUUUUGUAAUUGGCAAACUAUAUUACUCAACUAUGCACUUGUUUGAUAUUAUUUUUUU